AUGAUUUCCUUAAACAACAAAAUCAGAAGCCACUUAGAGUUUUAUAUACUACAUAAGGAGACAAUAGAUACCGAACUCGAGGAAACAGGUUAUAACGAUUCCAAUACAUUUGGGCACAAAGUCUGGCUUUUUAUUCGCAAUAUAUUGAGUCGCUAUAUACAAACGGGACAUACCCAUCCCAUCGCGCUAUACGAGUAUGAUCUCCGCGAACUAUGGUAUCUGUGCGUGCAAGGCGCCAAACUUACAGCUGCAGAACAUCCUGCGCAAUACAGAUUGGUGAGCCAAGUGCUCCACACAAGAGAAAUGGGUGUUCUGUCUCGAAAGAGCGGGGAUGCAAAUGAAGAGGAGGAGAGAAAUGAUCAGGAGGGCGAAACGGAAAGAGCAUCUACAUCCGAUGGAAACAUCUGGCGCGAUCUUCCAUUCCUGUUCGAAGAAAUCCGAGCAGCGUGGACUCUCUCCCCAAGUAUCCCUCCCGUCCAGCGCCACAAUCUAAGUGCAUUUAUUGCCCGCCUCGCUUUUGUUGGAGUUCGUGAUCCCGAGCUAUGCCUAGUUGGGCUUUGGAUCUUGCGCGAUACCCUUGAGACCCCGCUGCUGUUGACAAGUGGAGGAGCCGAGGCUCCCCGCCAGGAUUCAGAGCAACGUCCAUGUACCAUCGCGGACCGACUUCUCACCGUACUAGUGUGGUUUCAGCACUGUGGACACAAAAUCAAAAGCCUCUGCAUUCUAAAUCAGGAUUUCGAAUCCGGGGUUUCAGAAAUCGGGGAAUUGGCUCAAAAAGCAUAG
Messenger RNA from Botrytis sinoallii, 783 nucleotides. RefSeq lists its product as uncharacterized. The coding region runs from base 1 to 783 and encodes 260 amino acids. The record is from RefSeq and is a predicted model, not a curated record. NCBI's taxonomy places the organism in Eukaryota, Fungi, Ascomycota, Leotiomycetes, Helotiales, Sclerotiniaceae. The transcript has a single exon.